UUUCUUUUUUUUUUUUUAUUAAUUAUUAUUUAUUCUUUAUUUUAUUAUGUUGCAGUUUUUUUUAGAUAGAAACGGUAAAGAAGUUCAAGAGGUAGAAAUCCCUGUAACUUCAACACCUAUUUUUGAAGGACAUUUAUAUAUUCGAACAGCAGGAACGAAACAUUGGCAAUGGAGACUAUUUCGAUUUGAUGGAUCUUGUUUUACUUGCUUAUCUACACGAAAAACAAAAUUACCGCCUAAUACAUUAUAUAAACACUAUGAAGAAAAUGAUCUUUUAUUAGAACAAAAUCAAUAUCCUUUAACAUCACCUUUAUUAGCUACACCAAAAGAUAAAAAUAAAAGAUUAAUAGCCAGCAAUACGACAGAACUAAAAUAUUAUCAACUACCAGAAUGGAGCAUUGAUAUCAUUCAAAUCUCUUCUAUCUCUGUCUUGAAGAGAACAAAAAGAUCGCCUCUACAAUCAUCUCAAUAUAGUAAAUGUUUUUCUAUACGUACUUUAGAUUCCAAUUGCGUCACAUUAAAAGCUCAAACACAAAAGGAUUUAGAAAGAUGGUUAUUUGUCUUGACAAAAAUGUGGAAAUUCACUCAAGCAGUGAAAGAACAGAUGCUUCAAACAUUUCCUUAUUCGCCACCUGUGCUUGUACAAGCUCAUACAUAUCAUCCAACGCCAAUGCCAACGCCAACACCAAUACCAACGUCAACACCAACACCAACACCUAUAUUAUCAAAUGAAAAAAUCAAGGUCAUUGAAGAAUGGAGAAGAUCAUUAGCAGAAUUAAUGGCUAAUGAUCCUACAAUUCGAGUUUCAUCACCACCCCCUAUUGAACCUAUACCAGAUGAUGAUACAAUGAGCAUUUUUACUGAUAUGACAAGUAUAAGUCAUAGACCUAAAACGAUGAUCAAAAGAAGACCAACACGUUCAACUACAUUUAGACGUAACAAUAAAAUAAAUAAUAUGAAUGAAGAAGAAUUAUCGGGUAAUAACGACGGUGAGAAUAAAGCGAUCAUGGCAUUAAAAAAGAAACGAUCAGAUGAUGUUCGAAAUUGGAUGAAUCAUGAUAAACCACUUCUUGUCGAUAGUCAUAAAAAGAGCCUCGAUAAACUAAUAUCACAUGAUAAUAUAACAAAAGAAGAGAAAAAGAAGAAGAAGAUGAUGAUGAUGAAGAAGAAGAAUACACAGUUACCACCUUAUAUCAAUUACUUUCAAGAUGUGACUACUACUAUUUGUGAUGAUGAAUUAGGUUCCUAUGACAAUCAUCAGCGUAACAAUAAAUUAAUAUAUCAUUCCUCUGUUCGCGGUAAGAAAUUGAUCCAAAUCAAUCAUCAAGAGGAAGAAGAGAAGAAGAAGAAGAAGGAAGAAGAAAGGAGCCAUCGUUAUAUCUUGAAUAGACCUUCUUCUCUUAUCUAUCCUACAACAAAAAGAUCUUCUACUAUAUCAUUGUUAGAUGAUCAUUUAUUACUGGAUCAACAAAAGAUCUAUUCAUUAUCAUCUCCACUUCAAUUUUUGCCUGCUAUGAUGACUACAAGUGCUGAUAAAGAAGAAGAAAAUAUGACAUUAGCUGAUUUACAGAAAUCAUUAAACCAAAUUGUUAUACAUAACAAUGAUAAGCAGCAACAGAAACGACAUCAUCAUACAAGGUCACAUUCUUCUUGUUCAACUCAUGAAUUAAAUCAACAACCUAUUUAUUGUUAUUCAUUACCUUCUAUCGUAGCUCCUGCUGUUCCACCUCAAAGAUCCUCAUUUUACCUAUUUGAACAACAAAAGAAGAUGCCUACAACUUCAUUUUCAUCUCAUAUGGUAGAUACUGCUGCUACUACAAAACUAAAUCAUAGUUUACCUCUUAAUCAUAACUCUUCAUAGUAAUAAAACAACAAUCAU
This is a messenger RNA of Cokeromyces recurvatus, 1879 nucleotides long. RefSeq lists its product as uncharacterized. The record is from RefSeq and is a predicted model, not a curated record. NCBI's taxonomy places the organism in Eukaryota, Fungi, Mucoromycota, Mucoromycetes, Mucorales, Mucoraceae. Bases 47 to 1861 code for a protein of 604 amino acids. The transcript has a single exon.